This is a messenger RNA of Monoraphidium neglectum, 171 nucleotides long. RefSeq lists its product as hypothetical. The record is from RefSeq and is a predicted model, not a curated record. Lineage: Eukaryota; Viridiplantae; Chlorophyta; Chlorophyceae; Sphaeropleales; Selenastraceae. Bases 1 to 171 code for a protein of 56 amino acids. Gene Ontology annotation, molecular function: NAD binding. The transcript has 2 exons.
AUGAAUGUGCUGGCAUACGACCUCAAGGCAAACCCCAAGGUCGAGGCCCUGGGUAUCCCCUACCUGCCCUGGGAGGAGAUCCUGCCGCAGGCUGACGUUGUCAGCGUCCACGUGCCCCUGCUGCCCUCGACGUACCACUUCAUGGAUGUGAGCCGCGCGCUGUCGCCGUGA